Messenger RNA from Homo sapiens (human), 4827 nucleotides. RefSeq names its product AMMECR1 like (gene AMMECR1L). The transcript is spliced from 9 exons. NCBI's taxonomy places the organism in Eukaryota, Metazoa, Chordata, Mammalia, Primates, Hominidae. The coding region runs from base 296 to 1363 and encodes 355 amino acids. The record is from RefSeq and is marked validated.
GCCCCGUCCGCGCAGCGCGUCCGGCCCGCCCGCAGGCCAGCUUCUCUCGGGAGCCCCCACCCAGGCGCAUGGCUCCAUGAAGCAAGAGGAGGAGGCAGAGCGCGAGAGGUCCCGUCCGCCCCAGCCGCGUCUGGGCCAGGAGAAAAGGUACAGGAAGAAGGAAUGGAAUCGGAAGGAAGAAAAUUCAUUCCAGAGACAAAAUAGCUCCCCUCCUCUGUUGUAGCUGUUCCUCUGGCAAUACAAACUUUCUGCUUUCAGGUUCUGCAGCAUUCCAGACCUUGAGCACUGAAUCAGGAUGGGAAAAAGACGUUGUGUUCCUCCACUCGAGCCCAAGUUGGCAGCAGGCUGUUGUGGGGUCAAGAAGCCCAAAUUAUCUGGAAGUGGAACGCACAGUCACGGGAAUCAGUCCACAACUGUCCCCGGCUCUAGUUCAGGACCUCUUCAAAACCACCAGCAUGUGGACAGCAGCAGUGGACGGGAGAAUGUGUCAGACUUAACUCUGGGACCUGGAAACUCUCCCAUCACACGAAUGAAUCCCGCAUCGGGAGCGCUGAGCCCUCUUCCCCGGCCUAAUGGAACUGCCAACACCACUAAGAAUCUGGUGGUGACUGCAGAGAUGUGCUGCUACUGCUUCGACGUACUCUACUGUCACCUCUAUGGCUUCCCACAGCCACGACUUCCUAGAUUCACCAAUGACCCCUAUCCGCUCUUUGUGACGUGGAAGACAGGGCGGGACAAGCGGCUUCGUGGCUGCAUUGGGACCUUCUCAGCCAUGAAUCUUCAUUCAGGACUCAGGGAAUACACGUUAACCAGUGCACUUAAGGACAGCCGAUUUCCCCCCCUGACCCGAGAGGAGCUGCCUAAACUUUUCUGCUCUGUCUCCCUCCUUACUAACUUUGAGGAUGCCAGUGAUUACCUGGACUGGGAGGUAGGGGUCCAUGGGAUUCGAAUUGAAUUCAUUAAUGAAAAAGGUGUCAAACGCACAGCCACAUAUUUACCUGAGGUUGCUAAGGAACAAGAUAAUUAUACUGGGGUAACAUCUGACAGGAAGGACGCAGGAGCAGGGAGCCUGGGGACAGCCAUUAUGGCAUGUGUCGGGCUAUCAUCUCAUGUCUCAGAGUCUCCACGGGACUGGCAGACAGACUGGGCGCCAGACUGGGAUCAGAUCCAGACAAUAGACUCCUUGCUCAGGAAAGGUGGCUUUAAAGCUCCAAUUACCAGUGAAUUCAGAAAAACGAUCAAACUCACCAGGUACCGAAGUGAGAAGGUGACAAUCAGUUACGCAGAGUAUAUUGCUUCCCGACAGCACUGUUUCCAGAACGGCACUCUUCAUGCCCCGCCCCUCUACAAUCAUUACUCCUGACACACGGCUGCAUGACCAGUCCCACCCCCCCGUGGCCACCAAUGGCUAUGACAUCAUUGGAGCAGAUGCCUCCUCUUCCUGGUCCAGUUACUUCUAUUACUGCACCAUUUUAUGAUGCUAGCUUCCGUUGCCAAGUCUGCCUCCCGCUGACUGAGGGAGGGUAGGGUUACCUUGAACGAAACAGAACUUGAGGGGCCCAAGCCUUAUCUCAGCCUUUCCUCAAUAUGGGGUUCCGUUGGAUUGGGGCUCCUCCAUGACUAGUGGGAAUUACUGUGGGUUCAGAAGACCCUUGUCUGGUAUUUGCCACAUGGGGUAUUGGCCACACGCUGGAAGCUGAAAUUGAUGAUCCCUGAAGGUUGAACCCACACACACCCCUGCAGCCUCCCCAGAUGAAGUAGGUGUAUUCCCCUGGCAGUCUGGGCAACGGAGACCAAGAAACAUUUUUAGGUUGUUUUAAAUUCCUUUUUUUAAACUUCCAGUUUAUUGCGUACCAAGAGUUGAUUACAACCUCCAUGCUUCAUAAGCGGACGCCACGUUAGGGUUGGACGUGGGCACCACGAGUCCUUUGAGGCUCCUGGACAGAGACCCACAUCAAGAUCGGAAGCCCUUUGGGUGGCGUUGCAGAUCUCAUUGCUCAGUAGGCCGUGAAGAUUUUCAUCCUCAUCCCACUCUCAGUUGGAUUUUCUGGCACUCUUCCUGCAUUGAGUCUCCUGAUUACUGAACAGAGCUCCGUCAUGUAGCCUGCUGAGGAAUGGAAUGGAAUGGAGAUGCCCACAGGAGGUCCUGAUGUCAUCACUGCACGCAGGUGUGAGAGGAGAGACCUCUUCUGCACCGCCUGGCUACCUCACUCCUCUGCUGGUAGCAGUGCCUAUAGCUGGACCUAAGUUCUCAGAAGCGUAGAUGUGCAAACAAGCGAUUGAGUUGGGCUUUAGGAGGACACAUCAUAGGAGAGAAUCCAGGGUCUGUAAGCUGGUUUUCUUUUCAGGUGACAUCCUGAGGGGCCUGUAAGCAGGGGAGCUCCUUUUUCUAGUUUGCCUGUAGAGGUGGGAAGACUGUUGGUGUUUCUGUCCUUUACAGGACAUUAGGAAACAGUUGUGUAAUUACACAAGGUGGACCUUUAUCUUGCCUGACAUGCUGGGAAUCUUCACCCCACCAGGGCAAAUUUCCAAAUAGCUCAUUUUAUUCUAGGUCUUUCAAACUUUCAUGUGACAUAUUUCCCUUUCCCAUUGUUGCUGAUUUCCAAAUCGCUGUCAGCAAUUUUUUCCUCUCUCCUUGCCUAUUCUUCACUCAUUUGGUGGCAAAGUUCAUAGAACUAGGGGACUUGGAAGAUGCUUUGAAAAUAUUGUUACAAAGGCACUGCUAAAAUGAUUCACAGGGAGAGUGGCCAGUUGGAAGAAGGAUCCUAAGGAUGUGACACUGGUUUUCAACAACAUGCUUAGAGAACUCAUGAAGUGGAUUGGGUGUCAACCCAGUGAACAUGUUUUUAUUUAAUUUAUUUUUUGAAGUUUAUGUGGUGAUGGUGUGGCUUUCCGAAAUGGGCAAAUAUUCAGAAGAUCUUUUGCAUUUUCUUCUGUCAGGAAUGGGGAAGGGGAGUGGGGGCACAAUCUGAGAAAGGACACCUGUGCUGUUCUAGGCAUCGCUGGCAAGUUUGUGGGAAGGGAUGGGCAAGGGUGAGUGGGUUUGCUCCACACCGUCCUGUGCUGCUCGAGAGGACCUGGGACGUGCGAGGGAAACGUGGGUGACGGUGCCUAGGCUGCGGCCCUUCACUGCUGUGCUGGGUUCCUGCAGCCUGCUACGUUUCCCUUGGCAAUGUAAAUGAAGAUGGAGGGGUCGUUUCGUGAUUUCCUGCUGCUGAGAAUAAAUGUCUUGUUAAAAACGUGGCAACGGUUACUCUUAGGUGCCAUGGAUCGAUGUCAGGGUGGUCAGCUCUGGACUAAGCCACCCACCUCCAAUUUGUACAACAGUAUUGAUACAUAGGGCUACACUCAUUACUGUUCAAGUGUUCUAUGUUAAGAGUUGUGUUUAAUUUCUAAAGAUUAAAAAAAGCAAAAAAAUUGGUGCUAAACCUUCACCCCUGAGCACGCUCAGUGAGACUGGUCAUGCAAGCAUUUACAGUGCCAUGCUCCUCAAGCCGAUUUUUUCUUGUAGAAAUGUUGCCCUAUUUGUCUUCUCCAAUGUAUGGUAUGUUAUUUUAUUUUAUUAUUUUAUUUUAUUUUAUUUUAUUUUAUCGAGGGGGGGUACGAUACCUGCCAUUUAAGAAAAUGAAUAGAAAAUUUUAAAACCCGAGAAAUGGGGAAAAAAAAAUCAGUGCACAAGAAUUGGGCUGGUUAGGCCCAGCACCACACUGAAGUGGGCUCAGUGGUUUUUGGAGUGAAGAAGCCUUACUCCCUGCACAUUCCCUCAUGCUCCCACACAAGUCCAGCAAUGGAAAUGCUUGGGUUCCUCUUGCUUUGUCAGGGGACUCAGGAGUCGACCAAGGGAAACCAUUUGGCCCCGUGAGGAAUGGGCAUUGUCAGUAUCCGUCCUGAACGGGGCCUAGUCAGGAAGCGGUCUAGAAGUGUACGGUCACGGUCGCCUCAUGAAAGUGUGUAGCAGGUGGCUCUCAGGAAAAAUACCAAGUCUGGAUCAUCCAUGUGGCAGCUUUGCAUAGGGAGAGGAUAGCUCCGAACUGGAACUGAACUGCCUUCUCUGCACGCUUGACCAAAGCAGUGAUGAGGGCGGCCAGUACCUGCGGUGUGCGUGGUAGGUUUAAAGAAAAGGGAAUGUUUUCUGCUGAGUGUUUCCUUUGUCCUUGGGCUGCUCGAGCUGGACAGUAGGUAACCACUGUUUUCAAGGACCAGCCCAAUUUCUCUGGCUUGGUUCGGAGUUCGUUUCAUCCCUAGCUGUGAGUGCCUUUUGGUCUGGAAAGUUGGCUUGUCUCAUAAUACCCACAGCUAGGACAUUCUCUCUGUAAUUAUGAAUUGUCCUUGUUUUACAUUAAAAGAGAAUGUCUUUGAUCACUAGAGUCUGUCGGUGUUGGAUUAUUUCCACUGUGAGAUUCUUAAAACUUUUUUGCUUCAUAAUAAUAAAACAACUCAUGUUAGAGACCCUUUCAACAUGAAAGGUUUGUAGUUGAGACAUUACAUAUAUUUUAUUGUUUAUAAUAAAAAUCAUCUAUACAAAAGAAGUCCUGGGUGUUAAUAUUUUGCACAAGAUCUGUUUUCCAUGAUGUGUUGACAUCUACAAUUUCACUAACUGUUGACGUUAUUUUCUAUUGAGAUUCUGGAGCCUAGGGAGCUAUGUGUUCUUUUUGUUCAUUUCGUUCUUACUUCCCUGAAGCAAGAGACUAUAUGGCCUUCAGUGCAAAGACUUCAGACCAAUUCUUUGUAUUACACUUGGUUGCCUCUUGGCUAUAUAACUUCUGAGUGCAAAUCAUUGAACACUUUAACGAAGUAUUGUAGAGAAUAAAUCAUAAUGGAUAAAAA